This is a messenger RNA of Rhopilema esculentum, 2638 nucleotides long. Its product is annotated as UPF0764 protein C16orf89 homolog. The record is from RefSeq and is a predicted model, not a curated record. Lineage: Eukaryota; Metazoa; Cnidaria; Scyphozoa; Rhizostomeae; Rhizostomatidae. Gene Ontology annotation, cellular component: membrane; cytosol.
CAACAGCAGCAACAAAAUGGUUGCCUAGAUGAAGUGGAAGAAUGUGUUCGAGCGAGAUGAACACGUUUUUGCCUUCAGUAUCUCGCCUUUAUAUUGUAUGUAUCCUGGAUAACAAAGAAUUGUCUAGCUUUUAUAUUUAAUUUAGGUCAAUGCUCUUUAAAGCCGGGGAUGUUUUGAACAUCAAUUUUACAGAUCAGCGCAUGAGGUAAACAUGACAAGGCUAUACAAACAGAAGUCUUUUAACUUUUCUUAUUUCUUGUCCUAUUUGGUUAUAAAUCUGCUUUGCUUAUACCAAGGAGAAAGUGUCAAAAGCGUUGAUGAUUUGAAGCUUUCCAAUGUAAAGGCAAAUGGCUGGACAGACAAAAUCUUGGACUCACUUGAAAAGGCUGUAGAAUUUUACUCAUCAAACAUCGAAAAAGUUAAUCUUGACUCUGUCUUUGGACUCCGUGUUGGUCAAGGCGGUCUUAAUAAAGCAAUAACUGAGUCAAAACUGGACAAAAGAAAUGUAUUAUUCAACCGUCUUGUUGAUAUUCACUCAAGUAUUGUUAGAAUAGCUGAGAGAGGAUUCCUCAAGCUUGAAUCAAUGGACUCAUCCUAUUUUCACAAAUUUAAGCAUUUGAUAGAUGGAAAAUGGUUUUCUAUAAUGCCCUACCACUCAGUUGAUUUAUCUCUGGUUCAUAAAGUAACUUUACAUGAUGACGACAGUUUUGAUGAAUCAGCAAGUGAUAAAUGUAUGACUGGGUUGAUUGGUAGUCAGUCAGACGGAGUCAAAGAGCCUUGUCAGGUCUCUGAUGAAUGCUGGGAUCUGAUGACCAAGAAAGGUGCUGACAGUUACUAUCUGACUCACCAGGGACUGUUUCUUUUACUUGCAGAAAACAGAGGUUGUCGUGCUAGAGUGUUGCAGAAGUUUGGUAAUGAUGAGGAAUGGCAGCACCAGAGCAGGUACCUGGGGGCAAACAUUUACCACCAAUUGAUAAAAACAUUUCAAGAAAAGAAAACUGCUGAUAAUGAAAUUGGAAAAGAUUUAUUUGCAGAACAAGUAAUUGUUUGUCAGAUGCUUGGAGUGGUACAGUGUUUUGAUACAAAGUUUCUUAGUGUGAUAUUGGAACUACAAGAUCCAUCAGGUUGUUGGAAGCAAAAAAAUCAAGAGGAGGAUAAUGAUGCAAGAGAGGUUACUGGAAUUCCAAUUAAAAUAGAAGAAGAAGAUACCAAAAUAGUCAGGUUCCACAACAGAAGACUUAAAGAAGAGUUGGUGCUGCAAGAUGGCUGCUCGGCUCAUUUCACUGGAGUGGCGACAGGCUGCCUUGGAAUGUACGCUUACUGGUUUGCGAGCCAUCCAGAUAGCCUGAAGGGAGCCGAGGACCCAAGCAACAAAAAGGACUUAUCUGAUGUUCUGCAUUUUUCCCAGACGAGAGUGAAGGGUACCGACGAAACUGAAAACAUUUUUGUUGUUUUUCGUUGUAUUGUUGUAUUUGUGGUCGUUGCCUUUGGUUUUUAUUACCUUAGAAGAUUUAGAAGAAGAGUAGGGCCUAUAUUCCGAAAGUACAAAGGUCUCAACAGUGUGUGAAAUUCAAACGUGACGGUUUGCAAAUUUAUUCCUAAUAAUUUUUGUGGAAAAAUGAAAUUUAUGAUAAUAUGAUAAUUUAUCGUUUCUGUUGAUUAAACAUCAGAUUAGCUGAUUAAACAUAAUUUACGGAUCACACUCUGCUCUGGCGAAAAUUUUAUUUUAAGGCUGAAGUCAAUGUAGUGCAAGAUCAGGCCACAACCGUCGACAAAUUGUUGAAAUCGUCACAAUUUGACCACCAUUUUCUCGUAGUCCCUUUUGUGUUUUAAAAUGCUUCUUAUGUUUUCAAAGAAACCAGUCGAACAAAUAAAUCAACAAAGGAAAUAUAAAACCCUUAUUUUUUAAUAAGGGCUCUACAAUUUUGGCUGGGGCUGGAUUGAACUGAUAUAUUUCUAAUACACGUAAACUGGAGUAAAACGUCGAAAACCAUCUGGAAAAGCUCCCUCUUGCAACCUGGAUAGAACAAAAAUUGUUUCAGACAGUGGUGGCGCCAGGGGAGGGCUAGGGGGGCUACGGCCCCUCCGUCGGAGCAAAUUUGACAAAAUAACGUACGAAAACUGCUUAUUUUAGUCAUUUUAGCCCCCCUGUCGGAAGCUCCAACCCCUCUGUCGGAAGAUUUCUGGCGCCACCUCUGGUUUCAGAAACGCAGAUAGUUGCUUCAGCGACUACAGUUACCGCUCUUGUUUUGAAAAAUUGUCUUGACAGAAAUAUCUGGAGCAUUUGAAAACAAUAGAAAUAUCGAUAAUUGUCUUUGCUUACAGCUGAAAAGAAACCUGCUCAGCAAGUUUUUGUUGGAAAUAUUUCCUAGCAUGAAAAAUUGAAUGUAAGACCCCGAAUGUUAAAACUAAUUACAUCAUAGUAUUGGAAUUCCCGAAGCGUUAAGAAAUUGGAGUACUCAACGUCGAUAUUUGUUUCUUAUAAAAAAUGAGUGUAUCCCGUUUAGUUGUUGUAACACUAUUGCCUAAGUUUUUUCUAGUUUCAAUGGAUUUUCAGCCACCCGUAAUUUGAAUUUAUAUUAGUCAGUGAACUUCACCAAGUGAAUCUUAAUAUACCAAAUAAAUUGGCCAUUAUGUA